This is a messenger RNA of Brienomyrus brachyistius, 2291 nucleotides long. RefSeq names its product growth factor independent 1A transcription repressor a (gene gfi1aa). Gene Ontology annotation, molecular function: RNA polymerase II cis-regulatory region sequence-specific DNA binding; DNA-binding transcription factor activity, RNA polymerase II-specific. The transcript has 8 exons. The record is from RefSeq and is a predicted model, not a curated record. Gene Ontology annotation, cellular component: nucleus. Bases 349 to 1551 code for a protein of 400 amino acids. NCBI's taxonomy places the organism in Eukaryota, Metazoa, Chordata, Actinopteri, Osteoglossiformes, Mormyridae. Gene Ontology annotation, biological process: regulation of transcription by RNA polymerase II.
UGCAGAACCGUAACGUUCAGGAAGUUCUCUUGCUUUAUUUAGGGGCUGAACUUCUGGAGCUUCUAAUUCACUUGGGACAACUCAAGUCAAGUCUCGUAACUGCGCAGAGCUAAACGCUGCUGGUCUGCGUUGAAAUCGCUUUCUUUAGGUAAUCCAGUCGGAUCUGACAGGGCUGCUCGCAUUUGUCUUCUGGGAGACCAAUCACCAGCCCGGGAGAGCCUAUGGGAUCGUCGCCUCUUUUAGGCACCUGUCCGCAUAACACCUGAUAAGACGGAGCCGCUCGUUCCUGCGGACCCGCAGAACGGCAGAGUCGCAGGUUAGUUUGACCACCAUAGGAGAGGAGCAAAAAUGCCCAGGUCGUUCUUGGUGAAGAGUAAACGGGCUCACAGCUACCACCAGCCAAGGUCCUUGGAAGAUGAUUACAGCAGACUCGACACGAUUUUAGCUCACAUAUGUGCAGAAAACAAGAGUUCUGUGGAGUCGGGAUGCUGUUCCGACUCACUGGCUAUCGAUGCCCAGGGCAGAAUUUCCCCGCCAUCUCACUUGGUGGAGACCGCUGACCUUUCCUCCAAGUCACCGCUCAGCUGCGAGGGCAGCAUGUGCGGCCGGUCACCGGACUAUGAAGACUACUGGAGACCGCCGUCCCCAUCAGCGUCACCCGCUGAUUCAGAAAAGUCCUUCACAGUGGACGAACAUACUGUGGACGAGAACCACCCGUUUGCAAUCCCCUUCCGGCCUUGUGCUUGGAGCAAUUACUCCGGGUCUGAGCUCAGGCAUCUCGUCCAGCAAACAUACCCGCAUCACCCAGUACCCCGGGACCGCAGUGCAUCGCUGGGCCUCUACGAUGAGCGGAGUACUGAUACCUCUCUGUUCGCCGAGCGGGCUUCUGUUGCAGGACUGUACAAUGAUUACGGCUCUGCGACAAAUCUGUUUGAAAGGUCAAGCACGCCACGUCUGUAUUCAGAGCAUAACUUGCACAGUAAGGUACCUGAUAUCAAAGCCGAGUCUGACCUGCUCUGCAGCCGGCUUCUGCUGAACGGGGCGUACAAAUGCAUCAAGUGCAGUAAGGUUUUCUCCACGCCGCACGGUCUGGAGGUUCAUGUCCGAAGGUCUCACAGUGGGACCAGGCCUUUUGCCUGUGAGAUGUGCGGGAAGACCUUCGGACACGCGGUGAGCCUGGAGCAGCAUAAAGCGGUGCAUUCCCAGGAAAGAAGUUUCGACUGCAAAAUUUGUGGUAAAAGUUUCAAAAGGUCAUCCACUUUGUCCACGCAUCUGCUCAUCCACUCUGACACCCGGCCUUACCCAUGUCAGUAUUGCGGGAAAAGAUUCCACCAGAAGUCAGACAUGAAGAAACACACUUUCAUUCACACAGGCGAGAAGCCGCACAAGUGCCAGGUGUGUGGAAAAGCCUUCAGUCAGAGCUCCAACCUCAUUACCCACAGCCGCAAACACACCGGCUUCAAGCCUUUUGGAUGCGACCUUUGUGGUAAAGGCUUUCAGCGCAAGGUUGAUCUGAGAAGACACAAGGAGACCCAGCAUGGACUGAAAUGAAGGCGAACCUCACGUUUUAGUGAUAAGAGAGUUUAACUACACCGAACACUAGUGCGAGCAGAAAGAGGUCCAUAAGCAAGCGAGAGUAGGCUAAUUUCAAAGCAUCCAUAAUUCUGGCGUCCCUUGGAUAUAUAAGGGGGAAAUUAGUAUUUUUUAGAGCAUCAAUCGGCAUGGCAAUCAUUUUCAAACGGAAUGAUUCCGAGGUCAAAACAGAUUGCAGCUGGCUUUGUUCUUCGCGUAUGUGCCCGAACCCCUAAUGUUGUCAGAUAAAUAAUCGAGGGACGGUGUAUAUCAUAAAACAUUGAAUAUGCACACGGGUGAAAGAAAAAUCACCGCUUUCUAAGUGAUUGUCACUUUGUUUUCAAAUAAACGCCACGGGUGCUGGCAAAACAGGCACUACAAAAAUUAUGUUUAUGGAAAAAUAAUGUAAGACUACGAGCCGCGACAUGGCUGUAACUCUGUAACCCAACAGUCUCAUGAAUGUUACUGAUUUAUCUUAUCAGAUGGACGUUGGCAAAGAUGUGAUAAAAAAAAUUGUCGUAACAUUUAUCAUAAACGUCAUGCAUUUCAGACAAUUUGCACAUUCUUAAUCAUUUCUUUAAGCUUUCGUUAAUUAGAUAAAAUAAAGCUGAUUAAUUACUGCAGCUGAAUUUAAGAUAAUGCUAUGCUGAGUGAUGAGUGAUUAAUAAUUGAAAACGUUGCUGUAAAUAAAGAAUAACAUUAAUUGUUGUUAAAAUAUA